ACACGAAUCGCUAUGAAACUGCACUCGUUUCUGCGUGAGAAUAUGCCACGGGCUAUCGCUAGGAAGACAAGCGGAGCAGUAGUACAGAGAAUGAUACAAGGUGCCUCAAAAAGGCAGCUGUGCACUUCCCAUGCUUCACUGCUGAUCGAGUUUGUCAAUUUGCAAUUCACACAGUAUGUCUUUCCAGGGAUGGAUUCACAAGAUUAUACAACCUUAUCAGUACGCAGUAUCGUGCUUUCGUUAUUCGCCGGUAUUGUACCAGGCAUUGUGUGCCUUGUUUCGCUAUUUUAUGGUCUUUUGCACUCAUGGUUGAACGGGUUCGCCGAGCUGAUGCGUUUCGGUGAUCGGCAGUUUUAUAUG
Molecule: messenger RNA, 360 nt
Organism: Ostertagia ostertagi
Lineage: Eukaryota; Metazoa; Nematoda; Chromadorea; Rhabditida; Trichostrongylidae
Source: the annotation of a GenBank genome assembly